UUAGGAAAGCAAAAGUGAAUUAAAGUUAGUUGAGGAAUUAUAUGGGGCCUUUGGGAAUAUUAAUGUAUGUUAUGGCCUUGCUUGUGAUGGGAUUGAUCCACUAUCGCGUGUACCGAUGGAGGAACCCUAAGUGCAACGGGAGGCUGCCUCCUGGUUCCAUGGGACUUCCCCUCAUCGGGGAGACCAUCCAGUUCCUCAUUCCCAGCAAAUCCAUUGACAUCCCUCCUUUCAUCAAGACCCGGAUCAUGAAAUACGGCCCGAUUUUUAAAACAAGCUUGGCAGGCCUCCCUGUGGUAGUUUCCUCGGACCCGGAGUUUAACUACUACAUACUACAACAAGAAGGAAAGUUGGUGGAGUUUUGGUACUUGGACUCUUUUGCCAAGCUCAUAGAUCUGAGAGGCUUGGGAAGAGAUGGGGAGUCAACCCCGUUAACUUCCAUCGGUCAUAUCCACAAGUACAUGCGAAACAUGGUUCUGAGUCAAAUAGGAGCGGAAGCUCUACGAAAAAGGAUCCUCCCUGACAUGGAAGAAACUUGCCAGAAAGCAUUGGUGGACUGGUCCACUCAAGAAUCAUUGGAUGUAAAGAAAGCCACAUCUUCGGUCAUAUUUGAUUUUACUGCAAAGCUUCUAUACGGAUUUGAACCGGAGAAGAACAUGAGCGAGAGGUUCAGUUACAUAUUCCAAGGUUUACUGUCGUUUCCGCUAAAUAUUCCAGGAACCGUUUUCCAUAAGUGCUUGAAGAUCUAUCUAGCAUAUGAUGAACUGACUCAAAUUUUUAUCCAGAAUCAAAAGAUGGGUCUGAAGUUGAUGAAAGAUCUCAUGGACGAGAGACGGGCUAUGCCUGAGAAACACAGAGGGGAUUUCUUAGAUCAAAUCCUCGAUGGGAUGAAGACAGAAAGCUUCCUGUCCGAUGAUUUUUCUGUGUUGGCAAUGUUCGCGAUCCUAUUAGCAAGUUUCGAUAUAAUAUCUUCCAGUUUAACCCUUGCCCUCAUGUUUCUCACGGAACAACCUAUGGUUGUAAAAGAAUUAGAGAAGGAGCAUGAAGAAAUACUUCGAAAUAGAGAGCAGCGAGAAGGUGGGCUGACUUGGAAGGAGUACAAAUCAAUGAACUUCACAAUGCAGGUUGUGAACGAAUCAUUGAGAAUGUUAAACGUUGGACCAGGAAUCAUGAGGAGGGCUAUCAGAGAUAUUCACGUCAAUGGAUACACAAUUCCUGAGGGGUGGACAAUCGUGAUCGCUCAAUCAGCUCUUCAACUUAACCCUGAGACAUAUGAUGAUCCACUUUCCUUCAACCCAUGGCGAUGGAAGAACUUAGAACCGACUGUUGUGGCAAAAAGUUUCAUCCCCUUUGGCGGGGGGGCAAGAAUGUGUGCUGGAGCCGACUUCACUAAGGCAUUCAUUGCAGUUUUUCUUCACCACCUAAUCUCAAAAUACAGUUGGGAGAAAGUCAAGGGAGGGGAGAUAAUCCGAUCUCCAGUACUAGGGUUCGGAGAUGGAUUUUACAUCAAGAUACGUUUCAUUGUUAAUGGAUUAUGGGCCGCUUGGUCUGUAUUAAGUUGUUAUGAAAAUAUUGUCACCAUUUUUGUAAUAUUUGAUUUUGGUGCAAAGCUUCUCUGUGGAUUUGGACCGGAGAAAAACACAAGCGAGACGUUCAAUUUCCUUAACCAAGAUUUAAUGUAUUUUCCGCUAAACAUCCCAGGAGCCACUUUCUACAAGUGCUUGAAGAUUCAAAAGAUGGCAAUGAAGCUGAUGAAGGAUCUCAUAGUCAUGGAUGAUGAGCUUUAUUCACAAAGAAUCAUGAGGAGGGCCAUUGGAGACAUUCACGUUAAUGGUAGCACAUUAUAUAUAAAUGGAAAUAUAAGUUUGGAAAUGUCGGAGAUGCUGUACAUGUGA
Punica granatum (pomegranate) is the source of this 1892-nucleotide messenger RNA. NCBI's taxonomy places the organism in Eukaryota, Viridiplantae, Streptophyta, Magnoliopsida, Myrtales, Lythraceae. The record is from RefSeq and is a predicted model, not a curated record.